UAAAUAUUGGCCACCUGUAUAUGUUUUUGGCGGUUUUAUUUAGAGACAAAGACUUUGUUACGUUUUUGAACACGUAGAAACAUCAGCUUCUACACAUUCUCACCAAAGGAAAAUUCUUUUGUUCUCUAAAUCUUUUUUCCUUGUCUGUGAAACCAACCCAUAUUUCUUCAUGUUUUCUUUAUCAAAAAACUAAGCUGACAGGGGAAAAAAAUGGGAUUGUUGAGCACUUUGUUGGGAAUUUUUGGCUUUGGAAUUGGAGUUCCUUUUGGAAUCUUGGUUGGAUUCCUUCUCUUCAUUUACUCUAAGCCCAAAACUGUGAAGGAACUGAUCACUAGGCCACUUUACGAGCUAGAUGACAGUGCAUUGCAGGAUCUUCUUGCUGAUAUUCCAAUAUGGGUGAAAUGCCCUGAUUAUGAGAGAGUAGAUUGGUUCAACAAGUUUGUUACUGAUAUGUGGCCAUACCUUGAUAAGGCAAUUUGUGCUAGAAUAAGAAGCAUGACAGAAACCAUGUUUGCAGAGUAUAUUGGAAAGUUUCAGAUAGAAGCCAUUGAGUUUGAUAAUCUAAGUCUUGGAACUCUUCCUCCAGAAAUUCAUGGUCUAAAAGUCUGUGAAACAAAUGAGAAAGAACUAGUCCUGGAACCAGCAGUUAGAUGGGCUGGCAAUCCAAACAUAGUUUUGGUGUUGAAGUUGUUAUCUUUUCGAAUCACAGUUCAGUUAGUGGAUUUACAAAUAUUUGUGGCACCACGGAUAACUUUGAAACCUCUUGUACCUACCAUACCAUGUUUUGCAACUGUUGCAGUAUCUCUGCUGGAGAAGCCUGAUGUAGACUUUGGGAUGAGUAUACUUGGAGGAGAUAUUAUGGCUAUUCCAGGCCUUUAUCAGUUUGUCCAGAAAACAAUUAAAAGGCAAGUCGCAAGCCUCUACCUUUGGCCACAAACACUUGAGAUACCUAUUCUUGAUCCUGCAACAGUGGCUGUGAAGAAGCCUGUUGGAAUUCUACAUGUAAAAGUUGUGCGGGCACAAAAACUCUUAAAGAAGGACAUCUUAGGAACAUCAGAUCCUUAUGUCAAAUUAAAGCUAACUGGAGAGAGGCUGCCAGCAAAGAAAACGACCAUCAAGAAGAGGAACUUGAAUCCUGAAUGGAAUGAGAAGUUCAAGCUUAUUGUAAAGGAUCCCCAAUCUCAAGUUCUUCAGUUGAAAGUCUUUGACUGGGACAAGGUUGGUGCUCAUGACAAGCUGGGAAUGCAGUUCAUCCCCUUGAAACUUCUUACACCCUAUGAGACAAAGGAAUUUAAUCUUAAUUUGCUGAAACACACAAAGGUAAAUGAUCCUGAAGAUACGAAGCAAAGAGGGAAAAUUGUGGUGGAGCUGACAUAUGCCCCUUUUAGAGAAGACAGCAUGAACUUAGAUGGGGUUCAGGAUGGAUAUGGGAGAAAGGAAAGUGGAUUAGACAGGCCAUCUGACAGUGAGGUCUUUAGUGGAGCAGGUCUACUUUCAGUUAUGGUUCAAGGAGCUGAGGAUGUUGAGGGUGAACGCCAUAAUAAUCCUUAUGCUGUGGUCCUUUUCAGAGGAGAAACAAAGAAGACAAAGAUGAUCAAGAGAACCCGCGAUCCUCUCUGGAAUGAAGAGUUUCAAUUCAUGCUUGAGGAGCCUCCUUUAAAUGAGAAGAUCCAUAUUGAGGUUAUCAGCAAGAGGACAGGCAUUAGUUUCCGAUCCAAGGAAUGUUUGGGAAAUGUGGAUAUCAACCUCGCUGAUGUUGUUCAUAAUGGACGAAUCAACCAAAAAUACCACUUGAUCAAUUCAAAGAAUGGAGUGAUACAUGUUGAGAUACGAUGGACGACUGUUUGAGAAACAGGAUGAUCAUACAACUGACGUAAAUUUGCAGAACAUACAAGAUUAGUAGGAAGUCUGAGAAACAUAAUGAGGAUACCAUGGAUAGAACAUGGACUCAAAAAUAUACAAGACAAGAUUACUGCAAAAAGUUCAGUUCAGUGAAGGUCAAGACCAGAAGUGCAAGAAUCCAAGGUUACAGGAAGUUGAUUCAGUCCUUGAACUGCAGUUUAGUUAACAAGAUUUUGUGCCAAGUUAUGAUGUAAUCACCAAACAAUGAAAGCAAAAAUGGUCUAGAACUGUCUACCCUUCAGAGUCUUGCCUGGUCAGAGAGCACCUUUAAUUUCUUUGUUAAAUCAAGGCCUUAUCAGUAAAUUUGUUCCA
Durio zibethinus is the source of this 2214-nucleotide messenger RNA. RefSeq names its product Calcium-dependent lipid-binding (CaLB domain) family protein (gene SYTC). The record is from RefSeq and is a predicted model, not a curated record. Gene Ontology annotation, cellular component: endoplasmic reticulum. NCBI's taxonomy places the organism in Eukaryota, Viridiplantae, Streptophyta, Magnoliopsida, Malvales, Malvaceae. Gene Ontology annotation, molecular function: lipid binding.